AUGAUCUAUCUAUCUCAGUCUGUUCAUUAUCUAUCUAUCUAUCUAUCUAUCUAUCUAUCUAUCUAUCUAUCUCAUUCUGUUCAUAUCUAUCUAUCUAUCUAUCUAUCUAUCUCAGUUUAUUCAUUUUCUCUCUCUCUCUCUCUCUCUAUCUAUCUAUCUAUCUAUCUCAGUCUGUUCAUUAUCUAUCUAUCUAUCUAUCUAUCUAUCUAUCUAUCUCUGCUUUUUGUUCAUAUCUAUCUCAGCAAGACACACGGACGUUCGCUUCAAUUUCUGUUAAGGAAGUUCACAGCAAUUUACUACCACAAUAAUAACGAAGCUUUCCAUCCUUCCAGCAUGAUGUAUUACUCAUUGUUCGUCUCUGCUAUCUAUCUAUCUAUCUAUCUAUCUAUCUAUCUAUCUAUCUAUCUAUCUCAGUCUGUUGAUAGAUCUGCUCUCAGUCCUCCAUCCCACUUUCUAAAGAGGAUGACCGAGAUGGAAGCAUUUCCUCCUCCUCCAUACCAGAGUCCAGUAGCUGUUGUUGUUGGUGGUGGUGUUUUUCCUUCCGCUGCUGCUUUUUCGGCUGCUGCAGCUGCUGUUUCUCCGAAUGUUGCAGCUGCUAUUUUACCGACUGCUGUUACUGCUGUUUUACCGGCUGUUGCAACUGCUGUUUAA
This is a messenger RNA of Acanthosepion pharaonis, 651 nucleotides long. NCBI's taxonomy places the organism in Eukaryota, Metazoa, Mollusca, Cephalopoda, Sepiida, Sepiidae. The record is from the annotation of a GenBank genome assembly.